Molecule: messenger RNA, 5703 nt
Organism: Protobothrops mucrosquamatus (brown spotted pit viper)
Lineage: Eukaryota; Metazoa; Chordata; Lepidosauria; Squamata; Viperidae
Gene: MTUS1
Product: microtubule associated scaffold protein 1
Exons: 15
Coding region: 4-3834 (1276 amino acids)
Cellular component (GO): nucleus; cytoplasm
Molecular function (GO): microtubule binding
Source: RefSeq, a predicted model, not a curated record
AAAAUGAAUGUGGAGAAAGUAGAGGAAAAAAUCUUGCAGACACCUUUAAUCAUCAGAGAUGAAAAUGGCAACAGAUGUGUGAGUAACACCAUUGGAUCUUUGAAUGGAAGCACUGUUAGUCAUCCUCACCAAGGAGUAGAACAUGAAGGCUGUAAACUAUUUAAAGAUACAGCCGGGUUCAAAACUGUUGCUUCAGGUCCAUGCAUUGAAGAGCAAGACUUGCAAAAAGCUGCCAGUGAUUAUAUUUGUAUGGGGACUUCAGCCCUGAAGGCCACACAUUACUCUUCUUCAAAGGAACAGUUUUACAUGGAUGCCAUGAAUCAGACUUUCCUGGAGUCAGAGAGUUGUGGCACAGAAAGCCUUGCAAAGGAACCUUUUCAGAAUUGUAGUACUGGGAAAUCAACAUCUUAUUGCCAGACAGAUCUCAUGAAUUUAGUGCCCCUGGCCUCUAAGGAAAAGAGCACUAUUGAAAUCCAAUAUGCAUUAGGAAGUGCCCAAAUAGAACAGGAAGAUGCUAAUACAAAUAAAUCUUUAAUUACAAUGAUAAAUUUGGGGGAUGCAAUAAGUAAAUGUUAUGAGGUGGCAGGUAUUCCUGUCUCUCCUGGGGAAUUAGGUGAAACUUUCACCUGUGGAUACCAUUCUGACUCUCCUAAUCUAGAAGUUUUCAUCAAUCAAAAUGCACCAGAUAAGUGUGUGCAAUCUAUUCCCCUUUCAAUGGCAGGAGAUGAGGUCACCAAUUAUAUUGAUUUAGUUUCGCAGAAUAGUGAACAGUCUGAAAAGCAAGGACAGCAGGAUGCUGGUUCUUACAGUAAGCAAUUAUCAGAACCAGAACAGUUCAAUAUAUGCAAAGACAAACAUAGGAAAUAUAUGCAUAGCACUCCUGAACAAGAUGAAAAUAAAUGGCCGGCUGGGGCUAGUAUAGAUGAUGGCAUAAAUGGUGUUUGCUGUUUAGCCAUUGAAAGCUUUGAUGAGCAUUCUGAACAGGAACUUUGUGAAGAUGAAGUGCAUAUGACCAAAGUCCAGAAUUUUUUUAAAGAAAAUGAGGCUUUUCUGAAGGGACCUAGUGAAAUAUCUGAGCAAAUACAAAAUGAUACACCAAAGCCAGAAAGAGUUGCUCUGUCUGAGCACAACUGCCAAGCAACUUUUGUUGUUUAUAGCUCACCAGCCAAUGAACAUACUUUGACUUCUCCUCCUACUGUGGGGUCAAAAAAUGCAACUUUUGCUGUAGUUUCCAUGCCAGAUGAACCUGGUGAUGGUUCUAAACCUGGAAAGAAUACUCCCUUGGUAAAAGAUAACCCCAGGAGCCUUUCACUUAAAAAUAAUUCUGAACAAAUUAUAGUAAAAUCAACAAAGAGAUCUCCUCUUACAGCUACUAUAACUAAAGCCAGGAAAGCAGAAAUUGUGAGCUUUCCAAAACCAAAUUUUAAAAACAUUAAGCCAAAAGUUGUCUCCAGGUCUGUAUCACAAUCUAAGGACAGUGUUGUUCUAAAAAUAAGUCCAAGAUCUCCUCAACUAUCUAAUGCUUCCUCCUCCUCCUUGUCUUCCUCGCCAAAGCAACCAUAUUUGUUUGCAGCAUUGAGGAAAAAAAAGGACUUGGAUAAAGGUACCAAAGUAGAAACACCGAUGAAUAAGACUCAUAAGCAACAUUUUAAUAAACAGCUUCCUAGCCAAGGUGUGCAUGCUCCAACUUAUUCUGAAAAUAUUUCUCAGAAGAUUCCAAAACCAGUGUUAAAGCAGAAUGUGGAUCAGGCUGAGAGAUCAAAGCAUCUUACUCCAGAAUGCUUCCCUAUGGCUCUAACGAGCUCCCAGAAUUAUGGUGGGCCACCAAGUGAUGGGAUGGAUAAUGCAGAAACUUUGAUUCAGCCUUGGGCUGUGAGUAGCUGCCAGAGAGCUCAAGAAAACAAGCAUUCAAGUGACUGUAUGGGGAUUCCAAGUGAGACAUCUACCCAAGAAGUUACAAACAAUGGCCAUGGACUAGUGCAGUUUUGUUCGGUUUCUUUGUCUAAAACAAACACAGCACAAGGACAAGGUUUUCCUAAAGGCAGCCCUGUUCCUGUAAGGAAUGCACCGCCAUCUAAAAUCUCAUUCCAUUCUAGGAGAGGAAGUGAAAAUAAAAAUACUCAUGUGACCAAACUUUCAUCUCCUCAAAGACACAUUUUACCAUCAAACUCUGGAGUAGGAACUCCCAAGGGAAGGCUUACUACUGUGAAGGCCUUAUCGGGAUCUUCAGCUAGUUCUGGCCUCAGUUCAAAGGUGCCCGUCAGAGAACCAGGACUUCGGAGAACCUCUAGCAUCUCUUCAGUCAGCAGCACUCAGAGUGACCAAAGCACUUUCAGCAAUAAGUCUACAAGUGCUACUAUUAUUAAGAACGGAGAAUGGGAUUCCAAAUCUGCAUGUCAGAAUGGUACUGCUGGAUCCAUCUCUCUAAAGCCAGUGCCCAGGCCACGAGUCCUUUCUCUGAAAAGCACACCGAAAGGAGCAAAAGGUAAAAUAGGCUUAGUGAACCAAUGUGCUCCCAAGUCGGCUGGAGUUCUUCCAGGGAAAAAAACAAGUGAUCUAAGAGGGAGUCAACGAUUAGGAUCUUCAGCGCAAAAUGGAUCCAGGCAUUUAUUUUCGGCAUUCAGCUCUGUUGGCCAGGGUAAACAGAAGAGUCCUAAGAAUUCGUGUCUACAGACCAGGACUUCUAAGGAAGUACAAGCAGAAACAAAAACGCAAGAGUUGACGCAAUACAAAAGAAAAUGUGAAAACCAAAGUGGAAUUAUCCAGCAGCUGAAGAAAUGUUUGGCAAACAGCAAUAGGAAAUUAGAAGUAUUAGCUCUUGUGAUCCAGCACUUUCACUCUGAGAGAGAAGAAGUGCUUUCCCAGCGUAAAGAGUUAUCACUAGAACUUCUCAACCUCCGUGGAGAUCUGGUCACUACUACCACUGCCUGUGAGAAAUUGGAGAAAGACCGAACUGAAUUGCAAGCAGCUUAUGAAGGGUUUGUGCAGAAGCUGAACCAACAGCACCAAAGUGAUGUAUUGGAAUUGGAAGAGCGGCUGAAACAGUUCUACACAGCUGAGUGUGAAAAACUUCAGAGUAUCUGCAUAGAAGAAGCUGAAAAAUACAAAGCACAACUUCAGGAGCAGGUUGACAACUUGAAUACAACACAUGAAAAUUUUAAGCUAGAACUUGAAACCAGUCAUGCAGAAAAGAUAGAAGAGUUGAAGAAGGAAUAUGAAUCUUCUUUUUCGGGACUCCAGGCUGUCCAUGAAUUAGAAAGAAAGUCACUUGAAGAAACUUUCCAUGAGAAACAAGAAGAAUUGGAGAAAACAAUAGCUGAAUUACAAAGUGAAAAUGAUUGCUUAAAUGAAAAGCUCAAGUUGGAAGAACAAAAACAAAUAGCCAAAGAAAAAGCAAACUCUAAAAAUCCUCAGAUUAUGUAUCUGGAACAAGAAUUGGAAAGUUUGAAAGCAGUAUUGGAAAUCAAGAAUGAGAAAUUACAUCAGCAAGAUAACAAACUAUUGAAGAUGGAAAAACUGGUGGAGAGCAACACUGCCCUGGUAGAGAAAAUGAGAAAAAUUCAACAGGAGAAUGAAGGAUUAAAAGCUCGGAUGGACAAACAUAUGGAACUUUCCAGGCAACUUUCCACUGAACAAGCAGUUUUGCAAGAAUCUUUGGAGAAAGAAUCCAAGGUAAAUAAACGCCUAUCGAUGGAAAAUGAAGAACUUUUGUGGAAGCUACACAACGGGGACCUUUGCAGUCCAAGAAAACUGUCCCCUGGUACUCCACCAAUGGCCUUUCAGUCACCAAGAAAUUCCAGCUCUUUCUCUAGUCCCACUGUGUCACCCAGAUGACACCACUGUGAAGAGACACUCUCCCUUCAAGCAUUUCCUUCACACACUGCAGAACUGAAAACAUGGAUUAAGGGAGCAAAAAGCUAUAAAAAUGCAGAUGUGCUUCACUGUGUCUGAAAUACAACUGGAAUGAACUGCAUUGAGAAAUAUCUAUAACAUGUUCAAGGUUCAGGAACAGGAAAUCCAACUAUGCUCCUCCUUGUUAAAGAAAAAGGACUUCAGAAAUAACUUCCCCAAAUGUUGUUGCACAAAGCACUUAAAGAACAAGAAAUAUCUUGUUCACUUUUGCCUUUUUCACCUAACUCUAGGGAAAAAUUGCUCAGGGGCUUAUAAAUAAAUGAUUGCAACCUUUAAUACUUUCCUCAUUAUAGAUAUGUUCUUGAGACUCUGGGUGUGCAUAAAUGACUUAGAUGCAGCAUACCGCCUUUGCCAUGUAUAUGAUGGAGGACAAACAGAAGAAAAUAGGGUCAUGUUCUUCAUGAAUAAAAUAUUCUCAUUAUGCAUGUUUUCUCAAAGUUUUUUCCCCUUUCUUGGGACUAAAGAAAAACUGCCACAUGUACUAUAUGUUCUCCGUUAUCUCUGUACUUCAGUUUAGUAAAUGAUUGAAAGGAGAUACUGUUUCUGUUUGGUUGUCUACUUGUUUCAUUGUGGAACGUAAUGAGUCUGAUCAUUUCCUUUCCAGGGAUAAUUACAUUGUCCAAAAUAUUAUUUUUCAUCUUCUCCACAUACAUGUCAGAAUUAAAUUGUUUUUCUCUAGCUAUAUUAUUUAGCCUUUACAAAGAACACACAUCAGCAUAGUAGAAAAUUCAAACAUACAGUAUCAGUAGCUACAGGGCCUUAUCUGACUCAAAAUAGAAGUGCUUCAGAGCUCAGGAGAAAAAAAUGCAGAUGUGCUUAUUUUAAAACGAGCAAGAGGCUGUAGAAAUGUACUAUGUUGCUUUGUAAUAUCCUGAACUGAUAAUUUAUCAAUGUGUAUAAUCGGUAAAUGCUAUAAGGAGCAAUCUGUUCACUACAUUCAUCAGUAACAGAUUUAUUAACAUUUCACCAUUGGCUGCAGAAUUCAUUACCCUGCGUUUCAUUUGAUAGGUUUUCUUUGACCACCUUGAAUUAAAUAAAAUCUGAUUGUUUUGUAAUAGAAAGAUACUUAUCUCUUGGGUAGCAUUUAAUUCUGCAUUGCAAAUUUAAAAUCAGCAUAGUGCAUGUCUGCUCUUGUAAAUGACUUGUUUUUAUUUUUGUGAGUUUUAAAAUCUCUUAUUUGUUGAAAUGAGCUCUAAUACAGUUAUAAAUUCUUUGCUUUCUGGUAUAGGUGGGAGUUUUAAGUCCUAUGUUUUGAUUUGUUAUCAUUAAUACAACCCAACAAUGAACUGAUAGUUCUUUGGUAUUUAGUGAUUAACUUUUAGUCUAACCUUGGCAAUGAUCUUUUAGAGAUAUUCUUUGUCCCUUUCAUAAAACUAAAGAAGGGGACCUUGAAUAAUCUUCUAUAAACAUGGAGAACAAAAUGUCAAAUUAGAUAUUUGUUUAGAAAGCAAAAUGCUGGUUUAAAGGGGGAAAGAUUUUAGUUAUUCUGUAAUUAUGGAAACAUAUUCUACUUGGUAAUAUGGAAAAUUCAAGGAUAAAAUAUUUUAAUUUUGCAUUGUAUAUGGAAUAUUUUACUUGCCCAAAGCCAUUUAAGGAACAGUACAUGCUGUUGUAGCUAGAGAUGCCAGCACUUCUAAAUAAACUGUUGUCCAGAGAUUGAUUUGCAUAACCAUUUGCUGUAGCCUGAAAUUUGGUUAGAAAUGUCUUGAAGCAAUCUUAUUUCUUUGGUAAGGUCACAUGUAUUGAUCACAUGUAUUGAGUGUUGAAAAUUAAAAUAAAUUUUUUACUGCU